Messenger RNA from Doryrhamphus excisus (bluestripe pipefish), 829 nucleotides. NCBI's taxonomy places the organism in Eukaryota, Metazoa, Chordata, Actinopteri, Syngnathiformes, Syngnathidae. The record is from RefSeq and is a predicted model, not a curated record.
CAGAAAAUGAACAAAAUGUCAAACACAAACCGCAAGUUGACUCUUAGGUUCACGCCCACUGACAUCCGGUCCACAAAGGCAGCCAAUGGCGUGAGGGCAGCAAAUUUAAAAAGGAGCCGCCUUCGUUUGUUUGUGUUACAACUCUUUUCCGUCUGUGAGGAAGACGCUCAUAAAAAUCCAGUAAACGCAGAUACAAUGGCUCACAUGAUUACAGGGCGUGAAAAUGAUGGUCUGAGAAUGUCUCAUCUUGGCUUCAAACCAGAUAAAUCCCUGAAGACUCCGGCCAAGAUCAUGAAAACUCCUCUGGCUCCCGGUCGCAAGGCCUUUGGCGUUGUCAAUACACAGUUUUCCACCCCUGUUGUCAAAGUGCAGGAGAAGAAACCUGUGAAGAUUCAGGAAGCCAAAGUCAAACCUCUUCCGCAGAAGAAAGAGUAUCCAGAAAUUGAGAAAAUGAUUCCCUAUGAUCCUUUGGACUUUGAGAAGUACAGUAUCCCAGAAGAUGUGAUUGCUCUCGGUGGAAUUCCUCUGGCUGGUCUGAUGUGGCUCCCAGAAGGUCCUCUUCCCUCUGAGGAAGUUUCAUACCUGGCACCGCUGUCACCUGUAAAGAUGCCAGAACGCUCAGGCUGUGCAGAGCUGGAUUCCUUCCUGCAAACACUUGAAGAGCUGACUGUUGACUUUCCACCAGAACCUGAUUGUGACUGAAUAAUACCGUAUAUAAAAUCAUGUUUUUGUCUUGUUCAUGUUCAGCUUUACUGGAGUAUUUUUUUUAUAGUUUUAAGCACACCUACUUGCACUGUAUAUCACUUGUUCAAUAAAACUCUUAACAUAC